AUGGAGGAGGUCGAACUGCAGUAUAUUCUAGACUUUAUUAAAGAAAUGACAGAGGAAAUACGUCAUGGUAAAGGAAAUAUUCAGACUUUAAAAGAAGAUCAGCAACAGAUAUAUCCAAUGGAGACUUUAGAAUUGCAACAAGAAGAAAUCAUUGAACAACAGGCAGAAAAUAGGGAGCAACGGACUGAGAAAUCAAUGCAACCUGUGAGAGAGGAAGCAUUGAUCACCUAUGUGACUUUGGACGCUAAGGACCAAGAUGGACCCUGGGAUCUGGUCUGCUCAAAUUCACUUGUCAUGGAAGACAUUGAGGUAAAUGCCACCUUUUGUGCUUCUAAUACAGGCUCGUCCAACAGAUUUGCUCCCAACUACAAAUGUGACUCACAGAAAAACCUCAUAGCCAUCAUCGGAGGACUUAGCUCUGAUACCUCUUUCCAUAUGGAUGAUACUUUAAGGCUCUACAAGAUUCCACAACUUGCAUAUGGCUCAUUUCCCCAAGAGGAGAGUGAUAUAGAUAGCUUCAUUUCCUUUUACCGCAUGGUGCCCAAUGAAGCUCAUCAGUAUAUGGCGAUCAUCAAUUUGCUCCAGCAUUUUGGAUGGACAUGGGUUGGAAUCUUUGUUACAGAUGAUGACGGAGGAGAAAAUUUCUUGCAGGCUCUGGAGCAAUUGCUCUACCAGCAUGGGAUCUGCUCAGCCUUAACACAAAGAAUGGGAAAAAUAGCUCGUUUUGAUAUGUUGGGUGAAUUUUUUGAGAUACUUAAUAGGUAUUAUGUGGAUCUCACAAAUGACAAAGCCAAUGCAUUCAUCGUCUAUGGAGAUUCUCAGACAUUGACCUGGCUGAGAUUUGUUAUAUUUCUACGAGAUCCUGAAAAUAAGGAAAACUCAACAUUAGGAAAAGUGUGGAUCAUGACAACACAAAUUGAUUUCGUAUUAAUGAGUUUUCAAAAGUCUUGGGAUCUUGAGCUCUUUCAAGGUGCCAUUUCCUUCACCAUUCACUCAAAAGAGCUUCUCGAGUUCAGUGAAUUUCUUCAGAGCAUAAAACCUUACUGGAAUCCAGGUGAUGGUUUUCUUAAGGACUUCUGGGAGCAAGCUUUUGACUGUCCAUUUGCAGAUCUGCUCAUGCAAGAUACUGAAACAUGUACAGGGGAGAAGAAAUCAAAGCACAAAAGGUUUGAACUUCAAGAUCUGCAGCCUUGGCAGCUCCACUACUUUCUGCAAGGCAUUUCAUUUAACAACUCAGCAGGGGAAACAAUGUCCUUUGAUGAAAAAAGGGAAAUGAGAAGCAGAUUUGACAUCACGAACAUGAUCACCUUCCCAAACAAGUCCUUCUUUCGAAUGAAAGUUGGAUGUGUUGAUCCUGAUGCUCUUGAAGGAGAAGCAUUCAUCAUUCAUGAAGAUAUGAUUGUGAUUCCCCUUUCUCUGUGUAAUGACCACUGCCACCCUGGGAACCAGAAGAAAAAGAAAGAAGGGGAAAAGUUUUGUUGCUAUGGGUGUGCUCCAUGUCCAGAAGGGGAAAUUUCAAACCAGGAUGAUAUGAAUGACUGCUUCAGAUGCCCAAAAGCUCAGUAUCCAGACAAGAACAAAGCUGCCUGCAUUCAGAAAACGAUGACCUUCCUUUCUUACGGAGAACCGUUGGGUAUCAGUUUAGCAUCCAUUGCCCUUUCUUUCUUCCUCAUCACAGCUUUGGUGCUAGGAAUAUUCAUAAAGUACAGAGACACUCCCAUAGUCAAAGCCAACAACCGGGACCUCACCUACUCUCUCCUUGUCUCUCUCCUGCUCUGCUUCCUCUCUUCCUUGUUAUUUCUCGGUGAACCUAGCAAAGUCUCCUGCCUCCUCCGGCAACCAAUGUUUGGCAUCAUCUUCUCAAUGGCUGUUUCUUGCGUGCUGGCCAAAACUGUCACUGUAGUUCUAGCUUUCAUGGCCACCAAGCCCGGGUCCAGCAUGAGGAAGUGGAUAAGAAAAAGACUGACAAAUUCCAUUGUCUUUUCCUGUUCUCUUAUUCAAUCAACUAUUUGUAUUGUCUGGUUGAUGGCAUCUCCCCCAUUCCCUGAACUGGACAUGCACUCUUUAGCUGAAAAAAUCAUUGUGCAAUGUAAUGAAGGCUCAGUCACCAUGUUCUAUUGUGUCCUGGGCUACAUGUUCCUCUUGGCUAUUGCCAGCUUUGUUGCCGCAUUUGCAGCCCGCAAGUUACCUGACAGUUUUAAUGAAGCCAAGUUCAUUACCUUCAGCAUGUUGCUCUUUUGCUGUGUUUGGCUGUCUUUUUUUCCAGCCUACCUGAGCACAAGAGGGAAACUCAUGGUGGCUGUGGAGAUCUUUUCCAUCUUGUCCUCCAGUGCUGGGUUAUUGGGCUGCAUCUUUGCCCCUAAAUACUACAUCAUUAUUAUGAGGCCUGAGCUGAACAACAGAGAACAAAUUAUUAAGAAAAAGUAUUAA
Zootoca vivipara (common lizard) is the source of this 2430-nucleotide messenger RNA. The record is from RefSeq and is a predicted model, not a curated record. NCBI's taxonomy places the organism in Eukaryota, Metazoa, Chordata, Lepidosauria, Squamata, Lacertidae.